Molecule: messenger RNA, 6621 nt
Organism: Acipenser ruthenus (sterlet)
Lineage: Eukaryota; Metazoa; Chordata; Actinopteri; Acipenseriformes; Acipenseridae
Product: SWI/SNF-related matrix-associated actin-dependent regulator of chromatin subfamily D member 2-like
Exons: 14
Coding region: 360-1901 (513 amino acids)
Biological process (GO): regulation of transcription by RNA polymerase II
Cellular component (GO): nucleus; SWI/SNF complex
Source: RefSeq, a predicted model, not a curated record
CUGCGUGUUAGUACAGCCACAGCCAAACCCUGUCUGAUCGCUAUCUUUAGACAUUGGUCGGGCUCUUAAAUUCUUUUUGUGUGCCAACCAUUUAAACUAAUUAGGGGGCUUGAACAAAACCGUAGAUUCAUGGGAAAUGAUGACACCAACAAUACAACCACCGUUUUGUUGCACAAUACUAAGAGUUUGCACAACAAGGAGGAACUAGUUUAGACUUGAGCCGAACAUUUCUUUAAUUACACAUGCUUUUUUUUUCUUUUUUUUUUCUAGCCUUCAAAAAAAGUGAUCCUAAAAGUGUCGCUCUCUAAUAUUACAACAGGGAGGUUUGAGUUAUUUUUUAUUUUUAUUUUUUUUUAAAUAUGGCGACAAGAGGAGGGUACCCCAUGAAUGCUGGUAGUCCCAUGAAUUUAGGGGGUAACCCUAUGAAUCCUAAUAUUAACCCUAUGAAUUCGGGUCAAGGUGGUCUUCGGAUCCCUCAUGCAAUGCAACAGAAUCCAGGCUAUCGCACAAUGGGCACCGGCGCAUCCCCGUACCACCAGCGGCAGGGAAUGCCCCCAGGUCGAGGUAUGCCAAUGCCAGGGAUGGGGCCUGUUCCUGGCCCUUCAUAUGGUUCAGGGAUGCCCAUGAGGCCUGGCAUGCUUCAGCAAGGGAUGGACCCCUUCCGAAAACGACUUCUUCAGCAGCAGCAGCAGCAGCAGCAGCAUCACGGGAUGCAUAACCAGAGACGGGGAAUCAAGCGAAGGAAAAUGGCAGACAAGAUACUUCCUCAAAGGAUUCGAGAGCUGGUUCCUGAAUCUCAGGCCUACAUGGACCUCCUUGCCUUUGAGCGCAAGCUCGACCAGACCAUUGCUCGCAAGCGCAUGGAGAUCCAGGAAGCUAUUAAAAAGCCUAUAACGCAAAAACGCAAGCUACGUAUCUACAUCUCCAACACCUAUACCCCCGCCAAACCAGAGGGGGACGAGGCAGAGAAGGUGGCUUCAUGGGAGCUGCGCGUGGAAGGAAAGCUCCUGGAAGACCCUGGAAAACAGAAGAGGAAGUUUUCUUCCUUCUUUAAGAGUUUGGUGAUUGAGCUGGACAAAGAACUGUACGGACCAGACAACCACCUAGUUGAGUGGCACCGGAUGCCUACAACCCAGGAAACGGACGGGUUUCAGGUGAAGAGACCUGGAGAUGUCAAUGUGAAGUGCACUCUCAUGUUAAUGCUGGACCACCAGCCCCCGCAGUACAAGCUGGACCCACGUCUGGCUCGUCUCCUGGGCGUUCACACCCAGACCCGUGCCAACAUCAUGCAGGCUCUGUGGCUCUACAUCAAGAACAACAAGCUGCAGGACAGCCACGAGAAGGAGCACAUCAACUGCAACCGCUACUUCAGACAGGUUUUUAACUGUAAUCGGAUGAGAUUCUGUGAAAUCCCGAUGAAGCUGGCUGGCCUGUUGCAGCAUCCAGACCCCAUCAUCAUCAAUCACAUGAUCAGCCAUGCCGAGUGUGUGGACCCCAAUGACCAGAAGAAAACGGCUUGCUAUGACAUUGACGUGGAGGUGGACGACCCCUUGAAGGGUCAGAUGAGUAGCUUCCUGUCAUCGACCACCAAUCAACAGGAGAUUGCUGCUCUGGAAGUGAAGAUCCACGAGACCAUCGAGUCAAUAAACCACUUGAAAACUCAGCGGGAUUUCAUGCUGAGCUUCAGUAACAACCCCCAGGAGUUCAUUCAGGACUGGCUGAAAUCCCAGUGCCAGGACCUCAAGUUGAUGACGGAUACGGUUGGAAACCCAGAAGCGGAGAGAAGAUCAGAGUUUUACGAGGAGCCUUGGGCACAGGAGGCUGUCGGGAGAUAUGUUUUCUCAAAGGUCCAGCAGCGCAGACAAGAACUGGAACAAGUGCUUGGAAUCCGCCUCACCUAAAGAUGUUUUUCUAUAUAAUACAUGCCCUGUGGAAGCUCUGACUCGAAAGCACGUCACCUUCCAGCAUUGGAAUUGACAGGGUCCACACAAACACAUGGCGGUUUUAUCUAUAGAAUAACAACUAGAAGAUGUAUUUUUUAUGCUACUAGGUAUCGGCGUAUUGAAUCUAAAUACGGCAAUUACUGGAAAAUAUAAGGCAAUUAAUUUGUGUUUAGUUAAAUUGGCUAAAUUGGGUCUUGGUGAUUGGAAGGGUUGAGGGGUGAUUUUGUGUAUAAUUUUGCUUUAGGCAGCUAAUCGGGAUGACAGAAUAGAGGGUAAAAGGACACAGAUGGGUGGCCAUGAUCUUCAUUUUCUUUAUUUAAUAUAUUUUGUCGUUGUUUUAUAUGUAUCUCUCUAAGAUCCGUGUCCUUGGACAUCUUUUUCAUUCCAGUCAUAGUAUAUCUAUUUGUAUUUUAUAUGGGAUGGGAUUCUACUAUUGAUAGAAGAGGAUUAUAAAUUAAACCUACCUGGAGUAUAGGAAAAAAAAAGCAUAGGUGCAAAAACUUUUUUUAUAAUUUUAUACACCAAAGGAUUUGUUUAACAGUUUAUUGUUUAAUACAGUUUAAUCACAUCUAAGAGCAUGGGAAUAACACAGAUCAUUCAGGUUUUUUUUUUUCUUAAUUGUAAUUUAGUUAUUGACAACCAAUUUGAGUUAAACUGUUGAAUGACAUUGAAACUGUAAUGCUAGCACAAGUAUACCAUUUCUAUUACUGUUGUCCAGACAGUAUUACCAGUGGGUUUCUUCAGUGAGAAUAGGUUUACCGUAAUUAUAGGGCUAACAAUCAAAAGGUGUUUUUCAGUGGUUCUUGGUUUUCGGCAGUUAAAACCUGAGAACAUGCUCUGCAAAUUUAUCUUUUGCAAUCUUGAAGGCCUUAACAUUGAAAUUUUGAAGCAGGGAGGCUUUUGUCUUGUUAAUUUUUUUGCUUUUACAACAUUCCAAAUUAAAAGCUAUGUUUGUUUAGUUGCAAUGCGUAUCAUUGCUUCAAUUUGCACUAUAUGUGUUGGACAUGAUUUUUCAAAACAGCAAAACAAUUGCUGUGCUUGUCUUUGUGUAUUUCAGGGUUGAUUUUUGGUGUUACAGAUGUGGUACAGAUGUAUUUUAAUAUGUAACUUUCAUGGUGUGUUCCUCGUGCUUCUGUGAACUAAAAUGUUCAUAGGCACUUAUACACAUAUAGAAAUAGUACCACAGGGUCCACAGCAUCAUUGUUUGCUAAACAAAAAUAAGCCUUGUAAAAGCAUAGUAAAAUUCACAUUUAAAAAAUGUUCAAUUACAAUUGGAAUCUGCGUAAUAAAUACAAAAACAAAACCGUUAAGAUCUGUAGUUGAACCUUGUAAUAAUGGUGGACAGUAUUUUAAAAGGUAACUCAGAAUCUUGGCUUGUUACAGCACUGUUGCACUGCACUAUGUACAGGGUGAUUUAUAUAAUCUGUGCAAUUGUGGCAUUGUUUUCAGUUACACCUAAUGCGGAGAUUGUUGAACCUCCCUCUGCUAAGCAAGGUACACCACAGUCUCUGUUACAGACGUUUGUGCCUUUGCGUAUUUCCGUGAUGCUCUGACGAUGUUGUGUGAAUUAUGAAGUACCCUGUAUGCAACAAUGAUCACUAUGCAUUUCCUGGUAACCUUUUUUGUUUAGUGCACAUUGAUGUGUGUUUUUUAAAAUGCUAUAGUAACCAUAGUUUUGUUAAGUAUUAAUAUUCAUAGAUUUCCAUUUUAUAGUUUUAUUAUCUUAAGUAUCACAUUACUGCAAUUGUCUUUCGAGUUGCGGGUACACUUAUAAAAGUUUACCUAGUACAUUUGCACAGUAAUUUGCUGUUUUUUCUAUGCAUUUACCAUGGUUUGUUUUUUAAUAUGCUUACCUCUCUGGGCUUUACAAUGUUUACCCAUGCUUUCACUAUGCUAUGCUUUUACUAUGGGGAAACUUUUUUUAAGGUAUUGCUGGUGUACUAGCACAUUCCAGUACCCUUUGCUUUUUAAAGGUUAAGCUUGUGCCCAUUAGAUAUACACCACUGCUUUUGUGUAGCUGGUUGAACAGAAGUGAUGGUGCCUACUGCAUCAAAUAAAAGUAGCACUUACAUUGUGUAACAAAUUAACUGGAUGUGAAUUAUAUAAAACGCUUUAUAUGUGUUGGAAGCCUGCUUCAACAAAAUGUAGUUUUGUAGGAAAUGCUUUGUAUAACGUGAACAUGUAAGUCUCUUUGAUUUACUACUGGGUGUGCACAAGAGGUAUUGUUUCCAAAAUUCUUAAUCGCAUAUCAUGGAUCAUAUAUCAACUGGGCAAUACAUUUCUCAACACGAGCACACGUCCGCAGAAAAAAAAGGUCUUCCUAGGAUCGUUGUGUAUCGAGACCCGGCUCCCUCCUGCAACAAUGCUGGUUUUCUGUUCCUACAAUACACCACUCAGAGCCCCAGUAUUGUUGCAGGAGGGAGCAUGAACUGGAUACACUGAUGUUUAGAAGAAGAAAUCUCUCCUGGCAAAUGCUACCCAGUAAAAAUAAAUCCCUAGUUUAUUUACCUAUGAUAUGUGAAUAAAAAUAUCAAAACAAUCGUGGAUAUGGACAGCAUGGGAUCCAACAAAGUUUAAUGUCUUUCUUGUAAACACUGCAAGGGGUUCUGUAACCAUUUAAGGGAUUGCAUUAGAAAGUGAAUGUGUGAAAACAGCUUUUGGUAGUUUCAAAUCUAGAAACAGUAGACAUCAAUGAGUCAUGUAUAUGGGGUUUUGAAGUGUCCGUUAGCAGAUUUUAAAAUGUGAUUUUUAACUCAGGAAGUUAACGAUAUGGCAGUGGUUUGGAUGAUGGCUAUCUAUAUGUCAUUGCAUUACCCAGUAUAUAUAAAUUAUACUAAAUUACAUCAAAUAAAUCAACUACUAAGGGUUUGUCAAAAUUCCAUCUCUUCUUGUGUACAGUGAUGUCAUCCCGUGCAUUGAAGAUAUGACACAAUUCUGAACUUAAAAAAAAAAACACUUUUUGUGCGCAGGGUGUCUCUUAUUACAAUGGAAAUCAGUUUCCACAGAUGGAGCCUUGCUCUGCCGUCCUGUUUCACCCAAACUGCAUGAGAGGACAUCUCUUACAGCAAUACACACAACGUACACACUUUUAAAGUACAGCUGAAUAAGAACAUAUGGUAAUCAAUUUAUUUGCUCACUUUUAAAUCCAUAAUAUAAAUCAGCUGUGCUGUAGUUGUUUGUUACCAGUUCUUCAAUGUUAACAGGAGUGGUUCUCUUUCCCAAAGUACUGUUUUGUUUUUGUUUUUUUGUUUGUUUUUUUUAUACCCAAGCAAAAGAUUGAGUCAUGUACUUUGCAGUUUCUUGCCUGGAGACUUCAGUAUCUUUCAGAGUUGGAUUGAAAUAGAAAAAAACAGGCUUUGUUGUGUAUUUAAUUCCACCUUGUCUUCUGCUGCUGUGUGUCAUCGGCUGACUGGUUUAGUUCAAAGGAACCACAGAGGCCCCACCCCUAACCCUCAUAUGUUACUCAAGGGUCACUGGGUAAAGCUGCUGUGCAAACGAAGGCAUGGCGUGACAGAGCUCCUUUUCAAUGUGAAUAAUAGCAGUAAAAACUGUUUGUGUCCCAAAAGCUCUUAAAAAUGGGAAAGGACCAGACAAGACUUUGCCAUUAAACUCGAGCUUCAAUGCUAGUAUAAAAACAAAUAUAAACAUGCUUUUAUUAAGGGGGCUAUACCCAAGACGUUAAGGAAAUGUUUUCAGUUCUCUCAUUUGCAUAGCGGCUAUCUCAAGAGCCCUGUAUCAUGUUUCUGUAGAUUGCUUUGUUUUUCUGCCUUGCUUGGUGAAUCCCUGCAGAAACAUGUCCAACAGUAGAUUCAAAUAUCCUUGGUUAUUCAGAACCUUUUUAUGCAGUUCUGAAAUAUGAUUAUUUUUCAUAAAUCUGUGUUAAGGUGCUUUGACUGUGAGUUCAGGAUAUGCUCUUCAGUUCUAUUUGCAUCCCGUAUAUAUGUGAUGUAGGUUAGUGUCUCUAUAUUAGUGCUAGCACCAUCUAGUGCACAGCAGUCAUUUACCAGCAAAACAAAAGCCAGCUGGUUUCAAAGAUUGCCCUUGCUGAUCUAGCUUGUAUUACAUAAACACAGGCAAGUGGAACUGAAGAGCAGCUCCUGAACUCAAGUGAAAACACAUAACACAGACUAAUACCCCCCUCCCCAACAGCCAUGAUACCUGACAAAACAAUGUUACAAAGGCAGGACAAUCAAUACAUUGUAUACCUGCUGCUGUUAGGUGUUUGAGAGUACUAUAUUUAAAAUAUAUAAGACACACUUCUGUCAGUUAUAUCCUACAAUUGUUAUAAUCUUUAUUUUCAGUGCCUUGAGAACUACCAUCCUAUUUAUGAUCUGUAUUAGGAAACUACAGUAAUAACAGCCUAAAACAUUUUAGAAGACAUUGUUGUUUUUAUAUUACAGAAAGCCAACAUACAGGUGUAUGAUUUCAGCGGUCUGUAGGAAUUGAUGUCAACAGAUAGGUCUACAGCUCAUUGUUGUUCAAAUAUUCUGUUAUGUUCUUUGCAGGAAGGCAUGGAAAGAUUUUGUGUUAAAGUUGCUCUUUAAAAAAUGUGCAUGAUUUGUGUUGCAUUUGCUUUUUCUUGUUUAUAUAAAAAAAUGAUGGGAUCAGUUUUGGUACAUUUCUUUAAAAAUACAAAUAAAGCCUUUUAUAUUUUUGCUGCAAGAGGCAACACUGCUCA